CCAGGAAAAAGGUCAAAAAAACUGAGCAAAGGGUGACCGUAUGGCCCACACAACUAGAUGCCUUUCUAUUGGGAUCCACGCGGAUCGACUGGCAGCUAAAAGAGGAGGAGUUAGGCUGACACCUUUAGAGUCGUACUUGUUGACUCACACGACUCGCCGACCUGAUGCUCCAGAAGAUGCCCCGCCCACUUGGAUAUGUCCACAUGCUAAGCAGACAUAUCAUGGGCUAAACAAGGAUUCAUGGCCAGAAUGGGAUCCACUUAUCUGGAAAGAGGUGGUUGGACCUCCUAAAAAGGGUCAGAUGAGAGGGAUGUCUACAUUACAGGAUCCAACAAAGCAUGGCAUCCCUUAGCGACAGUAUGACAUGAGUGAAGCCUCCUCUUCUACCACCAGGAUUUUUACGACACAAGUCCAGCCGUUGCAAUCUGAGCUUACUCAAGUUCGAGAAGAAAUGGUUGAGCGAGUUCAGACAAAGGUGGCUACACAUAUUCAUACAUAGGUGUCACAGAGAGUAUUAGAGAUGGAGGCCAGCUUUGAGAGGAGAUUCCAAGAGCACAUGCGCUUAUUAACCAGCAAUAUUCUAUGAAUGCUACACAACCCCAGACUAGUUGUCCUUCUUCUGUACCACCCCAGACUACUGAUCCUUCUUUUGGAGGGUUUAGACCUGAUCACUUACCACCUCCUACUUAGAGACAUUGAUAUUUUAAACUUAUAUUAUAUAUGUUUGUAUAUAUGUACUGCACAUGUAUAUAUAUGGUGUGUAGGAUAAGAAGUUAGUAAAUAUUUAUUAACUUA
Molecule: messenger RNA, 795 nt
Organism: Rubroshorea leprosula
Lineage: Eukaryota; Viridiplantae; Streptophyta; Magnoliopsida; Malvales; Dipterocarpaceae
Source: the annotation of a GenBank genome assembly